This is a messenger RNA of Penicillium roqueforti, 1470 nucleotides long. RefSeq names its product RING finger domain protein. The transcript has a single exon. The coding region runs from base 1 to 1470 and encodes 489 amino acids. The record is from RefSeq and is a predicted model, not a curated record. NCBI's taxonomy places the organism in Eukaryota, Fungi, Ascomycota, Eurotiomycetes, Eurotiales, Aspergillaceae. Gene Ontology annotation, molecular function: zinc ion binding.
AUGGCGUCCGUCCCGGGAUACUCUGCACCAGGCAGAAUCAGACCACCCGAUGAUACCACCCCCGCCAAUCCCGAUGAAACUACCAUCUCUCAAGAGAGUGUCUCACCUCAGGAUGAGUCGAUGGAGGACACCGAAACCGUUUUCUUGAAUAAGAGCGUAUCGACCUCGAGCCACGAAUCGGAUAUUUCCAGCAAACUUAGUUCAUCAUCAAAACCCCCCCAUGUCUCAGAGGAAGACGAGCCGCGCAAAUGCUGGAUUUGCUACACAGAUGAAACGGAAGACUCGCCACUGAAUCUGGAAUGGCGGUCGCCCUGCCCUUGUGCCUUGACAGCCCACGAGGCAUGCCUGCUCGACUGGCUAGCGGACAUGGAAAACCCCCGGUCGCGGAAAAGCAACGGUGGUGUAACAAUGAUGUGCCCUCAGUGCAAGACGGAAAUCGUGGUCACUCGCCCGCGAAGCUAUGUCGUCGAUGUACUUCGAUUAUUCGAGCGCGUAGCAGGUCGAUUGGUUCUUCCCGGCAUAAUGUUUACAAUGGCUGGCACUGUUUGGGCCGGGUGCUGCGCGCAUGGCGUUUAUUCAAUGUACCUCAUUUUCGGAACCGAGGAAGCCAGGCAGAUCAUGGAGGAGACUGUGGAGGGCCCGUGGAAUCCCGGGAUGAAUGUUGGAUUGCCGCUAAUCCCGCUCGUUCUAAUAUUCUCGCGCACUCGAUACGCCGAAGGCCUUCUUCCAGCUAUUCCGGUUCUUUUCUUCGCUUCACAUAACCCCGGGCAGGACCCGGACUUUGACUUGUGGCCACCCACGCCGGCUAUGACGUUUGCCGCGCUGCCAUACGUCAACAGCUUUUACGGGGCGCUUUACGAACGGAUAUUCGGUGGCUUGGAACGGAAAUGGAUUGCCGAGGUACAACCCCGCGCGGCAGAAGAAGUCCUGGAUGAUGCGCAGCAACAAGAUCAGGCGGAGGGUCUCAACCGGUUUGGUGAUAAUGGGAACGGACAAAUCCUGAUGGAGAUCGAUCUUGAGCUGCAAAUGGGAAUGGGCGAUGGAGACGAACCGGACCUUGGGGCUGCCGUCGAGCAGGACGAAGAUGCCGAUGACGGCCCACAAGAUGCUGCGCAAAACAAUAACCCGCUAGGGCUUGGGCACCGACAUAAUGAGAUCAUCGCCGAUACCAGCAAUUUCGCUGAUGUCGUACUCGGAGCACUCGUCUUCCCAGCAGUCUCAGCAUCAGUGGGUGGCCUAUUGAAGUGUCUUCUACCUAAGUCAUGGACAUCCCCAACCAUGAGCGGUGGCCGCCUGGGGCUACUCCAGACCCGCUGGGGUCGCAGCGUUGUUGGUGGGUGCAUGUUUGUUCUGUUGAAGGAUGCACUGGUUCUUUAUUGUCGAUGGAAGCUCGCCCAAACGCACCGUCGCCGCAAGGUUUUGAACUACGAUCGAGCUAAGAAACACCAUGCUGCAAAGCGGUCCACUUGA